GGACGGGGGCACCGGGACAAGGAUGGCGGAAACGGCGGGGCUGAGCCCUCGGGCAAAGGCUGCUGCAGAGGCAGUAGCAGCCGCCGCCGCAGCCCCAACAGCAGCGCCUUCCCCGGCAGCGGCGCCCGCCGCCGGAGCUUGCCCCGUCGCUGCUUCUGUCGUCGUUUCGAGGGUCUCGCCGCGGGGGAGGCUGCACCGCCGCAGCCCCAGGGCCGCCAGCUGAACCGCAGCUGCCUGCCUGCCUCGGCUCGGCUCGGCUCGGCUCGCUCGGGACUCGUACUGGAAGGACCAGCGGGCGUUUCGCGCUCCCCUACUCCGCCCCACCGGCGGGUCGCACUGAGGGUAGCGGCGGAGUCUCAGAGGAACCACACUAGCAGCAGCAGGAGGAAGGAGGAGGAGGAAAAAGAGGCGGCGGCGGCGGCGGCGAAGAAAGGACCAUGGGUGCCAAGCAGAGCGGCCCGGCCGCCGCCAAUGGCCGAACGCGGGCUUAUUCUGGCGGGGACUUGCCUUCCAGCAGUAGCGGCGGCGGCGGCACUAACGGGUCCGGCGGGCGGCCCAUCGGUGGAGGAGCGGGAAGGUACACGCACCUGGCUCCGGGAGUGCACCACGCGGCCCCCGGCGGCUCGGCGAGUGGGGGGGCGGCAGCGGCUCCCCCCGUGGCAGCGCCCAGGAGCAGGUCCCUGGGCGGACCGGCCGCCUCCGGGACUCGGGCUGCGCAUUCUGCCUUCAACAUCCCCAACAGCAGCGGCCUCUAUGGCUCCCAGGACUCGGUCAACAGCACCCCCGAGGACAGGGGACGGGCUGCGGCUGGGGGAGGCAGCGGUGGCGGCGGCGCAGGAGGACACUCGGGGGGCAGCGGCGGACCCCGACUCGUAAUCGGCUCGCUGCCCGCCCACCUCUCCCCUCACCUGUUCGGAGGAUUCAAGUGCCCAGUUUGUUCCAAGUUUGUAUCUUCUGAUGAAAUGGAUUUACAUCUUGUGAUGUGCUUGACAAAACCAAGGAUAACCUACAAUGAAGAUGUGCUUAGUAAAGAUGCUGGGGAGUGUGCAAUAUGCCUGGAGGAGCUGCAGCAAGGAGAUACAAUAGCAAGAUUACCUUGUCUAUGUAUAUAUCAUAAAGGAUGCAUAGAUGAAUGGUUUGAAGUAAACAGAUCUUGUCCAGAGCAUCCCUCAGAUUAACAGCCGAUGUUCCUGUGUUAGAAGUCUCUUACACUGAUCAUCAAAUGUAAAGGAUUUGGAGUUCCAUCUUCAGAAGCUAAUUUGAGAGUGGACCUGUUUUCAUUUUGGACUGGGAAAGAUAGAGAGUUGAAACAUGGCAUAGGACAAAUGAUGCUAUGUUGGGUGCUCAGUGUACCAAACACUCACCUAAAGGAGACACAGGGAUUCUGGAAAUGCUGCACAUCCUGGAAAAAUCCUCUUCCCACAGACUUUAUGAAAACGAUUUUGUAUCUACAGGCCAAAGUUAUUAACUUGCAGUUUAAUUUUUUAAAAGCUGUGUACAGAAGCAGGAUGUACUCACGUUCUUCCUUGAAUGGAAGCUGUGCACUCUAGAUCACUCUGGGACAUUAUACAAGGAGGAUGCCAUUCUUGGGUUGGAAUCAUCCACCCCUUCACCCCAUGGGCUGCAAGGGAUACAGGCAAACUAUGAUGUACACAUUGUGAACUGAAUUAUGAAAUUUCCCACUCUAUAUGCUGUUCACAUUUUUUCUGUGAAAGAAUGCAACAUUCCUUGAUUUAGGAAAUUUUUGUAAGUGAAACUUCGUCAGAGUGCAGCCCAAAGAGCAAAAUGUAAUCAAAGCUGAUUGUUAAUUGACAUUGUUGAUCAGGCUAUAGAGUUACUGAAAUCUGCAUACUGUGUUCAUUUCUGUAUGAGUAUACUAAAAUUCACUUUUACUGCUUGUGGGUAUCAGUGCAGCAACAUUCUUUUAAAAAGAGCAUAAUCUAGCAGCUAUGCAAUGUAUUUUUUAAAAAAAUAUAGGGAAACGAGAAUUACCAUCUCUCAAGUGCUGCCAGUUAAGGUAAUUUAACGGGUAUUUUUUUAAAUGUUUCAGGUAGUUAUUUUCUUGAACUACUUCAAUCUCCAGGCUGCCCAACUCUAGCUGAGUAGUCAUAAAGGCAGGCAAAGUGGGAUGUUUCACGGGGACGGGACCUGGACUGACUUUCUGUGUUUUUUUUUUGUUUUUUUAAUUAAAUGUUGUCUCAGUGGCAGGUCAGAGCAGAUCUUAGUAAUUUGCAUCUAAUGCCAUUGGUCAGACUUUGGAUGGUGGCCAUACUUCUGUGCCCAGGUGGUCAUACUUCAUCUCAUGGAUUUAAAUGGGCUUAAGCAUACAUAACUGUGGGCAUAGGGUUGAAGGAAUUACCUAUGUUUUUGAGCCAAUAAUACUUUUACUGCACAACGGUGGCUUACCAUAAAUUGUAAAAUGAGGUGUCUUGAGCAGGCUAUGGAAGAGGCUAGCUAAGUAAAACGGUGAGAUGUUAAUAAUAUAUUUGUUUCCACACAAAAAGGGGGACCUGUUAUGGAAACUAUUCAAAAUAUCUUGUGAAGUUUGUAAUUAAAUGAAAUACUGCUGAAUAAAGGUGAUGGAAACUUUUAACAUGCCAAAAUAGCAAAAUUAACUUGUGUAUCAUAUUAUUUCAUUAUUAAUUCUGCUUCCCUUGAGACCAUUUUUUAAAAGGAAAGCCUUUAUUUAUGUUGAUUUGCAAAAAUGCAAGUGCAGAAACUGCUGAUGUUACUUUGCAGAUAAAUGCAUACUUGAGAGCUUGCUAUCCAUCUCUUAAAAACCACAACCCCAAGUAUACAAUCCACUAAUGUCUUGUUUUGUAUAGAUAAAACUCAGUGCUGUAGCCAGCAGUCACUACUGACUUCAGGAAAAGGAAGAACAGAUACUUGCUGUAUUAUUCUGAUCAUAUUCAAAAUACUGUAGUGGACAGAACUAGAUGCUUCCAGUGUGUGAAGGGUAGAGAUUUUCAGAGAAGGAACUGUGGACAGAAGAUGCUUCUCAGAGUGAGGAGAGGUCUUUUUUCCCCAUGACUUCAAAAUUUCUAAAAAUGUUACUUAUAUACUCACCCUUUAAAACUUUUGUUGUGGUGGUGGUUUUGCAGAAACUUCUCUCAGCAACAGGUUCAAAGAAAAUGAAGCAGGAAAGUUUGCAAGAGAAAUUUUGCAUUUGGUCAGUUCCACCCACCAACCCUGUUCAUCUGUGUCAAUCUCACAAAUAGCUCUAGCAUCCUAUUUUGCUCAUUAGAAGAUCCUCUGCCAUUAGACGCACCCCCGAAACUUCCAGUCAUUUGAGAAGAAGCAAUUUAGUAGUUUCUGAUAUGAUGUGUAAUGUUAUGUAGGAGAAAGACUGAAGCAUGGGUGAGUUUUUAUUAGUAUGUAGGUAGCUGCAGGAGCAGAUCACCCUCUUUCAAGUUCUCUUUAUCUACAGUCAGUAAAGUCUUGUGUCAAUACUGGCUUUAAAUUCUGUGGCUGUGGCCAGGAACAGCACUGCAUCAUACUGUUCUGGGAAAUCCACUUCCAUGAACGUAAAUCAGAACCGCAGCUUCAGUGGCUGGGAUUUAAUGAUGUUUCAAGGAGCAACAGUCUAAGGACAAUCUAAACCAGCGGGGAGCGGCACUUUUUGCUUUGAGGGCUGCACAAGCUCCCUUGAAACAUGUCGGGGGCCACUUACCUGCAGCAGGUGCGGUCACAACUCCAAAUGGAGAGGACCAGUUCUACCCUCUCUCUCAUUCCCACCCUUCAUACACCCAAACACACACACUCCAUUCAUACAAGCUUCCCUCCAUUCCUAUACCUGCCUUCCUGUGUAUGGAAAAAGGGAUAGCCCCUCUCUCCAUGCACAGAGGGGUUUUUAAGUGUUUCAUGGAAGAAGCUGGGUUUCAUCUUCCAUAUCGAGAACUCUAAACAGAGCAAUCUGGAUAUGAAGAAAGUGACCUGAUCCCAUACUCCACCUGCAGGUUGGAGAGGAAAGGCCUUGGAAGGCCAGAUGGGAAGGGUUUGUCCAUAAAUGGACUUGCAACCUACACUAAACGGCUUCCAAGUUUUCCAAAGUCCUAUUCAUACGUUUGGCAAAAAUGACUCAAAGUGUCAUACAUAUAUCAUACAAGCUCUCUUCAGAGAAAGUGUGUGUAGAUGUGUUAUUAGAUGUAUCAGAACUAGAAUUGCAGCUGGAGAUCUGUACGCACAGUGGCAAUUGUGAGGUUGGAUGCCAUCUAACUUAUAAAUGGCUCUGAAAUCUCAUUUACAGUAGAGAUACAGUAGAGAUUACAGAGGGAUCUUUCAGACAGGUCUUUUUACUUGUGAACAUUACUUCAAAGUCCUCCAAGGGAAAUACUCUCUUUUGCUCUUUUGAGAUUUUAAAAAUUUAAUUCAGUUCAAUCUCCUAGCAAAAACGAAUUCAGUAAGAAUGUUUACAUUGCUUGUUUAUGCUAAUACACUUUUUAAAAUCCAGAAGCCUAUUUCCGUUCUUGUCUUUCCCCCACCCCCAAGCCAUGUAAUGUGCUUCCUUAGCUGUUUUUCAGCCAGACCAGGAUUUUCCUGACAUGAUGUUGCAUUUUGCUUUGUGAUGCGGACAUGCUGGUACAGAAAGUUCCACUUCACCGUUGCCAAUGUUUUAAUCUCAGUGCUGAUCUUCUUGAUAGCAUAUCUUGCUAUUUAUACUUGUUUGUCUCAGACUUUAAGCUUCAAAUCUCUCUCCUCUUUACUUCCUCUUCCUAAGCCAGCAUGCUGUACUGUCUGAGCUUUCUUCUACUCUGCCUCUUUUAGUAGAACAACUCUGUUAAAGACCUCAAUUAGCUCUUCAUUGCAUAGGCCUUUCCAGAGGAGGAGCUUUUUCUAUCAGUUUGGUGGCAACCACAUCCUUAUUUCCAGUAGAGGUGGCUUUCCUCAGAUGAAACUGACUUUCUGAGGCAGCCCUGAGGCAGUUCAGCAACACACAGAAGCACCAAGCUGAAGCCAGAUUCUUUACCCUAUCAACAUUGUAUUCUGUGGGAUAUACAGCCAUUCAUUGUUCUAAAGUAGCUCAGUGAUGAAGCCAAAUAGUGAUUGCAGUCCUGAAAUGGGACAGUAAUAGAUAAUUCUGAAGAUGCUGGAAAGUUUUUUCUACCAAGAACCUUGGGAGUGCAGGGUUGGACUCCUUUUAAAGGCUGAGAGCCACAUUCCCCUAUGGGAAAGAUACAAUCAGUGAGACCAUAUGCAGAAGCCACUGGGCUCACCUCUUUUCCUACCAUACAUUCUAUCUUGCUGUCUCACCCUUCCUUUUCCCUGUCCGCCCCUUAAGUAUCCAUCUAUUCACGGCAUUUUGAUUCUGGAAUACCCUUUGAUUUAAAUAUGACACCCUCCCCCUUCUAAUGAGUGCUGGUUUUUCUUUCUUAAAUUACGGUUUAGUAUAUAUCAGAGUAUCAGGGCCAGGAGCAAGUUUGUCCCUUUUAGGUUUCUCCAGAUGGCCUCACCCCUUUCUGCUGACCAUUGAUAAUUUCCUGACUUUUCCCCCUCCACACCCUUUAAAAGGUUGACAUGCCUCUUUUAAGGCUUCAGUACUGGCAAUAAAAGCUUUUGGCUAAAAUACACCGGCAUUUUUAGUACUGGCUCCACCCCCUUUGCCUUUAGCCCUGCCAACACUGGAGUACAGUUCCUGAGAGCUUCUCCAAAAUGGAAUUCAGACUCAAGCUGAAAGAGUUUCUGUAUACCUGGUGUAUGUGCUUCAGUAUCUUAAAAGGCAAUUAUAUUGACUCUUAUAUGGUCAAAAGGCACCAAUCGCUAAUUGAUGCCUCUAAAUCCAUUUGCAAAUGCGUAGGUGAUUCCUUUUUACAUGCUUAAAACUCUCUUCACUUACCAAAACAUUUUCCUAUCUCUUAAGAGGCAAGGAAUUGUUCAUGUAAGCUGGCAAAGUGGUUCGUAGACAAAUGUUAUGGCUUGCAGUGUGCAAACUUUAAACCCAGAGGAUUCCAUUCCAUUGACAUCUCUGCCAAGGAGCCACUGUGCACUGCCUGGGAAUUCUGCUCUCAUUCACAUGGACUGUUGACUGGUGCUGGUGGGCCUUACCAUGCUUUUGAUGCAUUGAAGUUGUGCUACAUUCACAGAACUUCAAAUUCGGCACUUCCUUACAGUGAUGUUUUGCCAGGUAGAGUUCAGGAAGGAAGCUGUCUUAACAGUAAACCUGCCUGUUCUUACUGUUUUCCUUUCUCACUGAGAGAUUCCUGAAAGACUUUCAAAGAUUUUCUGAAACGUGCCAUUUACAUGUGUAACAGCAAGCCUCUUUAAUUUGUAGGUUGUUAGCAUGUUGUCCAAAACUGGGCACAUGGGUUAUUCAUAGGUUAAACAGUCUAAAGUUAACCUAAGCACCAUGCCCCAUGCAUACCUGCAAAUUGUUGGUUAAUUAACCAUGAUCUGCCACCAAAUGCCACUGUUAAUGUAUGAACCAAGUCAUAGUGUAGAAACCUCUAGCCUAUGUUUGUGCUCAUCAAAAUAGGCUGAAAUGUUUAUCUUGUGUUAGCAAUAUGAUUUCCAUCCCUGGUGGCCUUGAGAAGACACCUGACUCAUCUGAGGGAAAGGGGAGCUAAGAUGUUAAGAGGAUACAUUGGAAUGACACCAAGUUGCCAACCCUUGCCUUUUUAACAAGCAACCAUUCAGGAUUAACUAAUAACCAAGACCCUCAAGCCCUCCUUUGAUGGAGAAAAGUGCCCAUUGUAAAUCAAACUAAUCAUUUCCACACCAUAUAAGAUGAAACUAUUGAGCAUGAAACUGCUUAGCAAGGAAUGCUGUAAUGUUUGGUAGUGGCCAUGUACAAGAAGUCUUCCUCCGGUACCCUGCUGUUCAACAAGAAUGUAAUUAGUGAUGUUUAAUGUAAAAAGUUUGUAUUUUUAAAAAAUUGAGUUGUGUUGAGAAAAUUACUUGAGGAUUUUUUUAAGGUACAUCUUGUACUUGGUCUGCCUGUAAACAAUCAUAUGAUUUUUUCCUCCUUUUUAACUGAUUUAGGUUGUAUGUUUUAACAUUCCAUUUGUGUAAAAUAUGUACAAUGACAUGUUAAUAAACCUUUUGAAGCACACUUUC
Molecule: messenger RNA, 7050 nt
Organism: Varanus komodoensis (Komodo dragon)
Lineage: Eukaryota; Metazoa; Chordata; Lepidosauria; Squamata; Varanidae
Gene: ZNRF2
Product: zinc and ring finger 2
Exons: 5
Coding region: 438-1178 (246 amino acids)
Source: RefSeq, a predicted model, not a curated record